Cylindrotheca closterium is the source of this 4599-nucleotide messenger RNA. Lineage: Eukaryota; Bacillariophyta; Bacillariophyceae; Bacillariales; Bacillariaceae. The record is from the annotation of a GenBank genome assembly.
AUGGACGGCUCGGGCCAAUAUGGAAACGCCAUGGGCGGAACUCCCGGUGAUACACCACUAACUAUGCAGCAAAGCAACAUGCCUGGAACUCCUAACGCCGGAGGAUAUUCAUCGAAUGCUCUGCAAGGAAAUAUGGGAGGACAAUCCAUUUAUUCUAUCAAUGGCGGAGGAACAGGACCACCUCCAUCUUCUCCGUAUCCCACCAGUGGUAGCAUUACACAGUUUGCAUCACCGCAACUGCCAGCAUCGUCUUCGGCCUACGACUUUAGUCCACCACCAAAUCCUGCAGCGGUUGCUGCAAAUGCGAAUAUGUCGUUUACCGAACGGGCCGCCUUGUUGCAGAAACAACAGCAACCGCAACCCCAGCCGCAAUCAGUAUUUGCUCAAACAACUCCCACUACUCCUGGUGGCUUGUUUCCACAAUCUCAGCAGGCUAACUUGUACGGUCGUCAAGCGCCGCAACCACCACAAAAUAGUGGAAUGUCCUUUGCGCAACGAUCCUCAACGAUGCAACAACAGGAAAAGCAAAACAUGUCACCGUAUGCUCCGGGCGUAGUUGCUCAGCAGCAGCAACAGCGCCCACAAUAUGGACCACCCGGUGGAAUGCAGCAGGGAAAUAUGGUGUCACCUCAAAACCAGCAACAAAUGGCAGCGAAUCAGUACCGACCAACACCACCACAAGCCAACAACAAUGGCAUGUCGUUUGCGCAGCGGUCCGCCAUGAUGCAGCAACCACCGUCAAACCAAUAUGGUGGGGGUAUGCAAGGUCAACAACAAACGCAGCAACCACAGCAGCAACAAGGCAUGUACGGAGGAGGAAUGCAGCAACCGAACUAUGGCGGAGGAAUGCAAGGUCAACAACAACAACAAUCCAUGUCUCCCAAUCAAUAUGGUGCUGGUAGCAUGCAACAGGAACCCCCUCAACAGCAACAAUUCCAACAACAUACACAGGUCCAAAUGCCACCAUCAUCCAACCAAUAUAAUCCUGGAAUGCAACAGCAGCAACCACCUCAACAACAACCGCAAUAUGGUAUUCCCGGACAGCAGCAACAGAUUGCUGGUGGCUCUUAUGCCCAACGUUCGGUCUCGGCUCAGCCAGGUAUGGGACAACCCCAAAUGCAACAAAGUGCAAUGGGCGCUUCGAUGAGUGGCAGCAUGAUGCAACAGCCUCAGCAACCUCAAAUGAUGGGUGCUCAACAACAGCCACAAAUGGGAGGUCCUGCCUAUGCGGUCAAUAGCUUUCAAGGGCAACCACAAUAUGGACAAGUACUACUACAACAGCCACCAGCGGUACCCCACAAUCCAUGGGAGGACCCACCCGAAGUUCAGGCCCAGCAACAACGCUUGCUAAGCGAUGCCACUCGCAAGGUCCAGGAACAUGCUUACUACAUGAAGCAAGCCAUGGAACGCAAUGACCUUCCAGCUGUUUUGGACCGAGCUGGAAUGAUGGUGGGUGAACUGGGCGAACAUGCCCAUGCUCAUCAUCACCAUCGGUCGCAUCCACCAGCGCCAGGAGCUACUGGAUCGACUACAGCACUAUCUCCCAAGAAUUAUUACGAAUUGCAUCUAAGGGCUCUGGAAGAAAUGCCCACCCUGGAAGAUUAUCUACUGAAUUUGGUCCAACCAACUGGUGUGGCCAUGGCAGCUUCGCCUGGGCUUAAGCCGCCGCCAGGAGCUCCUCCGAUGGCACCUCCACCGCCACCACCGUCGCCUUCUUCUUUCACCAUGAAGGAAUUGUAUGACUCUGUCCAAUUCUGUCCCAAUGUAUUGAGUCGAUUGUAUUUGCAAAUUUGUGCCGGCAGUGCCUUGAUUCGAUCCAGAGAAGUGGGUGCCAAGUGGGUCAUGAAGGAUCUGAUCGAGGCGGUCAAGUGCGUACAAAAUCCAGUCCGCGGAUUGUUCUUGCGACAUUACUUGUUGCAGGUGUUCAAGGACAAGUUGCCGGACGAACCCAUUCCCUUGAGCCAAAUUGGUCAACCGAUGUCUCCCUUGGUCCAGCAACAAGAAGAACCUGCCGAAGCACAAGCCCAAGACCCCAAUCAAGCUGCUUUUGGUGCUCCUACUAUGGCAGUCAAUGUCGAAAAUUUGGAAAAGGGCACUGUCAAGGAUUCGUACCGAUUCAUUCUGGCCAACUUUAUUGAAAUGAACAAAUUGUGGGUCCGAAUCCAACGCUUGCCUGGAGAUGGUCGUUCCAAGGACGUGAGACGUCGUCGUGAACGUGAGCGCAACGAUUUGCGUGUCUUGGUGGGAACCAACAUGGUCCGGUUGUCGGCUUUGGAUUCGGUCACUUCGUCCAUUUAUGGGCAAGUGAUUUUGCCUACGGUCUUGGAUCACAUUGUCAUUUCGGCUGAUCCACUGGCACAGGCCUAUUUGAUUGAUUGCAUCACUCAAGUCUUUCCCGAUGAAUAUCAUAUUGAAACAAUGCCCAUCUUGCUGGGUGUCUGUCCCAAGUUACGUGACAAGGUCAAUGUUCGCACCAUCCUUCAAGCUUUGAUGGAUCGAUUGGCCAAUUAUUUGGCCGACGAGGAGUUAUUGGACGAGAAGGACUCGAAUCAAGUCAAACAGUCCUUGGCCAAGGAUUCGUACCGAAUGUUUGAUGAUUGUGUACAAAGGGUUUACAAUGCACGUGGCCCCAAACUGCAAGCGAAGGAAGUCAUUCGAUUGCAAACUUGUCUGUUGUCAUAUUCCAAGAAAUGCUACGAGGGCAAUCAAGAUCAAGUGGUGCUUUGUAUGAAUCACUGUGUGGUGGCCUUGCAACAAGCCAGUGCCAAUCAGGCCUUGUUGCAAGACUAUCAAGGCAAUCAGCACAUGCCGCAACAGGCACCACCAAGAGUUCCAAUGGAUCCGGUGGCGACCAAGGAAUUGGAAAAGUUUUUGAGUGUUCCAUUGGACGAUAUGGGGUUGGGAGUCUUGAAUCUUGAGCACUACACCGAUUUGAUUGCCUUUUUGCCGUGGGCCAAUCGCCGUCAAGUCGCGCUGACGCUGCUCGAAGCAAUUAACAAGAAGGGGACUCCACCAGAGAGCAUGAAGGAAUUGGAAGCCUUGUUCACCGUCAUUGCACCAGUUCUGAGAAAUGAGGGAGAUCCGAUUCCAUCUUCUGGAGUUGCUGACGAUGAAAGUGUGGACCGUACUGCCAACCUCAUGGCUGACCUUGGAGUUAGUUCCAACAGUAGUGCUUCAUAUGGCCAGCAAGGUUACCCAAAUGCCCAAGGCAUGGCCUAUGCUCCAGACUCGCCAGAGGACGCUGCUACCGUUUCCAAGUUGAUUCUUUUGUUGGACCAUCCCGAUACAGAUGUUGUCUACCAAUAUCUGUCAGUAGCGCGUAACCAUUUGAGCUCGGGACGUGCCAAUGCGUCACCCUACAAAGCUUUGGUAUGUGCUAGCUUGAAGCUUGCCAACCGCAUUUUCGACGAGCAAAAUCCUGCUCUUGUCACGAAAGAAGAAGAAAGGAAGGUCGAGGAAGAAGUAAAGGAAGAGGAAUCGAUGAGUGAGCCUGCUGCCAAUGAGGGAGCAAAGGAAGACGAAUCGAGCGGAGAGCCUGCUGCCAAGGAGGAAGCAAAGGAAGACGAAUCAAGCAGCGAGUCUGCUGCCAAUGAGGCAACAAAGGAAGACGAAUCAAGCAGUGAGCCUGGUGCCAAUGAGGCAACAAAGGACGACGAAUCGAGCAGUGAGCCUGAUUCCAAGGAAGAAGAAAACAAGGGCAAGAAAGAGGCGAAGGAAGAUUUCAAGGAAGAAGAAAGUACUGAGGAGGACAAGAAGAACGACGAUUCUGCCGAAGACAAGAAAGAUGAAGCCGAAGCGGAAAAGCCAGAAUCUGCAAAAGAGGAACCAGCGCCGGCAAAAGAAAAAGUCAUCAGUUGCCGCAAAGCAUUGCUCUUCACACAACAGACCAUUGCUAUCAUCGCUCAGCGAAAGCUUGAGACUGGUAUGAAAUUGUAUCUCGACGCUGCUUUAGUAGCCGACCAGUUGGGACGAAUCGGUGACAAGGCGGAGUACUCACCUAUUGUUCACGAAUUCUUCUCACAAGCAUUUGCCUUGUACGAAGGCAAUCCAGUGGACUACCGGAUUCAGUGUCGAUGCAUCAUUGCCAUGAUUGGCAAGCUCGUCGAAGUCAGAUGUCUAGGAAAGAACGAAUAUGAGAGCCUAAUCAUGAAGGUGGCUCAAUUCGGUGCAAAGGUACAGAACAAGCCUCAACAGUGCGAAAUGGUGGCCAUGUGCGCAUACCUAUUCUAUGUUGCCGAAGAAGACGGAAGUGUCAUUUACGAAAAUCCACAACGUGCACUAGAAUGUUUGCAACGAGGACUGAAGCUAGCAGACUCCUGUACGACAGCUGAUGCGUCGAAUCUCGGUCUUUUUGUAGACCUGUUGGAGCACUACCUAUAUUUCUUUGUCAAGAAAUGCCCGACCAUUAAUGGCAACUACAUUUCGGGACUUGCUGCUCUCAUUAAAGAGCACACCAACAAUUUGGGUCAUAUGGGAGGUCCUGUUGCGGCAGCACGAGAGCACUUCACACUGCUCAUUCGUCACAUCAAGUUGAUGAAGGACAGUACUGAAUCUGCCGAGCAAUUUGCUGCAAUCGACGUGAGCAGCAUAAAUACCUAG